UCUUUUCUCUAGGAUUUUUAGAGCACCACAGAAGGUAUUCCAGGUGGACAAAUAACUUCACAAUGGCUGAACUCACAGAGGAGAAUGGCAGCUGUAUGGACUGGCAAAAGCGAUGCCUUGCGUUGGAGUCCCAGCUCUUCAAAUUCCGCUUGCAGGCAAGCAAGAUCCGAGAGCUGUUAGCUGAGAAGAUGCAAGAAUUGGAACAGAGAGUGAUAGAAGCAGAGCAAAGAGCUGAGGAUGCAGAGAAACAGGUCAGAGUUAUGGGAGAGGAGAUAAAACUAGCCAACAUGAAGACUAGUGAAUCAAACAGCACUCUGUACAGGAAAUAUCAAGAGCUCAUGGGUACAGUGCAAAGAAAGGAAGAUGUGAUUAGCAGACUGGAGAUACAGUUAGCAAAACAGAAACAACUGAGGACUGAGGAAGCCAAAAUCAUUCAAGAGAAAGCUGCCAAGAUUAAAGAGUGGGUAACAUUUAAGCUGAAAGAGCUUGAGCUAGAAAAUUACCAUCUGAAAAACUGUAAUCAGAGGUUGACUGAGCAAAUUGAAGCCCUUCAGGACACACUGCAAGAUAUGACCAGCAUUCCUCCUUUGGAGUCUCUUUGGAGCUGUAAUUCUCUGAAGCCCAGAGCAUCACAGGUCUCUUAUCCUGAGAAGAUAGACCAGAAAUCUAGGCUCCUUGCACCUGCUUUCAGACAGGCGUGUCAGACGGGAUUGACCAAACACGUUCUUUCAACAACAAACAUAGUCCUGGCCAGUGAUAACUUUACUGAGGAUGGAGAGGAUAAAUCUCUGCUUUCCCAGAACACACUGAAGCUCUUGGCUGACCCAUCAAGCUGGAAUCUCUCCACAGAGAAAGACACGUUCUCAGCCAUAAGCUCAGAACACAGGCUGGGGUGUUCCGAUCCCAGGUCACUGGACCCUCCGACCGAGCCCACAAAACUCCUAGGGGCUUUGACUUUCCAGUCAUCUUUAGAGAGUAACCAUAGCACUGUGAGCACCUUGAAACAAGUGACUUUGGACAGAGCUAGCUUCCCUGAUGAUUUGAGUGCCAGGUUCCACUCCCACUGUUUAGAUUCUUCUUUCUCAGGAGAAAUAAUGAGCAUCUUUGAGGGCCGUCUUCAAACUGCUGAGCCACCCCUAGUUGUGUCAGCAUCUGCCGUUACAGCAUGUUCCACCUGUCCAGAGAGAGAACGUGGACUUAGCACAAGUAUGACCUUUCCAAAAAUACGAACUCCCAGUAUACCAAGAGACAGUAUCCAACUAGCCAAAAGACAUUACAGUCAACCACAGUCAGGUACUAGUUCUUCCUGUCGUGUAAUGAGCUUCGAGGCUAGCACCUUCCAGCCCAUAAAAGAUUCUCCAGUCUAUCACAGGCCAGUGGAGGAGACAGACAUUGAUGAUGAUGCAGUGCUGGAGAAGAUGGAGACAGAAGCUGGCCUGGUGAGGGAAGAAGCUGGAAUGUGUGAGAUUAACCACUUACCUACAGAACAGAGAGAAGUUGUGAGUUCUAAGGCUGGCGUCCUUGAACCAGGAGGUAAACCUCCCACACCACCUCUGCACAGAUUUCCUUCCUGGGAGAGCCGAAUCUAUGCUGUGGCCAAGUCUGGCAUGAGGAUGUCUGAAGUGGCCACUGUGAAUGACACUCCAAGCUGUUUUUCAAAUUUCUCAUAUUCAGCUUCUGGGCCAUUUACCUGUCUCAUCUAUAGAAACAUCACGGUUCCAGUCUACACUACAUUGAAGGGGAAAGCCACACAGAUCAGCAACGUGCCUUUCUUAGAUGAGUCUUCAGGCUCUGAUGAUGAUUGUGGCUCCCGUGCCAGCUUCAGGAAUUCUGCUGCUGAAUCUGAAAACAGGAAAGCUAGUGUGCCAGGCAGCCCUCGUGCAACAAAAAGAGGUGUUUCUAUGUCCUCAGUGAGCUCUGAAAGUGACUAUGCUGUCCCUCCUGAUGCCUACUCCUUGGAUGGUGACUACUCAGAGCCAGAACACAAGCUACAACGGACAUCAUCAUAUUCCACUGAUGGUGGAAUUUGCACUGAACCCAUUGAGAAAUCAGGUUACUUGCUGAAAAUGGGCAGCCAGGUGAAGAUGUGGAAGAGACGAUGGUUUGUACUAAGAAACAGACAAAUCAUGUACUAUAAGUCUCCGAGUGAUGUUAUCCGCAAACCACAAGGGCAGAUGGAGCUAAAUUCCUCAUGCCAAAUUGUCAGAGGUGAAGGGUCCCAAACAUUCCAGCUCAUGACAGAGAAAAGAACCUACUUCCUGACAGCAGACUCUCCCAACAUCCUGGAGGAAUGGAUUCAUGUCCUACAGAGUAUUCUUAGAGUGCAAGUGACCAGUCCUGUUGGAGUUCCUCACAGUGAUGCUAAACCCACUGUGAAAGGUUGGCUCACUAAGGUCAAGCACGGUCACUCUAAGCUGGUCUGGUGUGCACUGAUUGGAAAAACUUUUUACUACUACCGAAAUCAUGAGGAUAAGUGUCCCUUAGGGCAUCUGCCUAUGCGUGAGUCCAAAGUGGAAGAAGUAGACCGUUCCUGUGACUCUGAUGAAGAUUAUGAAACCACUGGUGGAGGACUUCUUUCAUCCCAUUGCACUUUGGUGAUUCACCCACAAGACCAGAGUCCCACAUAUUUACUCAUUCGCACAAAACAGGAGAAGGAUACCUGGCUGUACCAUCUGACAGUAGCAGCUGGUAGCAGGAAUGCCACAGUGGGCACAUCGUAUGAACAACUCAUUGGAAAACUGUUGGAUGCAGAGGGAGACCCUAAUUCUCCACUAUGGAAACACCCUAUGUUGUGCUACAGUAAAGAUGGGCUGCACAUGUCCCUCACCACUCUGCCAUCUGAGGCUCUGCAGACUGAAGCUCUGAAACUUUUCAAGUCCUGUCAGCUGUUCAUCAAUGUCCCCGUGGAAGCAUCUUCUAUUGAUUACCACGUGUCACUCGCCCAGACAGCACUGCAGGUCUGCUUGACACAUACUGAGCUGCAGAAUGAAAUCUUCUGUCAGCUUGUUAAACAGACGAAUUGCAGACAACCCCAGAACCACUCAGUCAUUCAGUGCUGGCAGCUCCUAGCUUUAUGUGCUCCUCUGUUCCUGCCCCAGCAUCACUUCCUUUGGUAUGUCAAGCAGCACUUGCAGCGCCACGCAGACCCCAGGAGUGAAAUAGGCAAGUAUGCCAUCUACUGCCAGAGAUCAGUGGACCGCACUGUGCAGACUGGUGAACGGGAAGCCAAGCCCUCAAGAAUGGAGAUUGUGUCCAUCCUGCUGAGAAAUCCCUACCAUCACUCACUCCCCUUCAGCAUCCCAGUGCACUUUAUGAAUGGAACCUACCAGGUUGUAGGUUUUGAUGGUUCCUCAACAGUUGAUGAGUUCAUCCACCGGUUGAACCAGGAGACAGGAAUGCGGAAACCAUCCCACAUGGGAUUUUCUCUGUUCACAGAUGAUCCUUCUGGCAGGGAUUUGGAACACUGUCUGCAGGGCAACAUGAAGAUCUGUGACGUCAUUUCUAAAUGGGAACAAGCCUUAAAAGAAUUGCAUCCUGGUAAAUAUGAAGGUGGCACAAGAAUCGUGAAGUUGACCUAUAAGAACAGGCUGUAUUUUCGAAGCCAAGCCAAGGGUGAGACAGACCGGGAGCGGCUGCUGCUGGCCUUCCAAGUCAGCGAUGAAAUAGCCAGUGGAAGGUUUCCAGUUAAUAAAGAAUUAGCUCUGGAAAUGGUUGCUCUGAUGGCUCAGGUGGAAUAUGGGGAUUUGGAUCGGACAGCAUCUUCAAGUCCUGGGGGAACAUCACACUCCAAAAUGCAGCAUCUUCUCCAUCAGGUUUUAGAUAAAUUCUACCCCAAACGCUACAAGAAAAAUAUUGCUCCUGAGUUGCUCAAGCAACUGGUUGACAGGCUGGCAACAAAGUGGAUGGCGCUGCAGGGAUGCUCUCCACCGGAAUGUGUUCGAAUUUAUUUGACAGUGGCCCGCAAAUGGCCUCUCUUUGGAACCAAACUAUUUGCUGCUAAGCCUAUUUUGCCUUCCUCAUUAGAAGACUGUCCAGUCUGGAUAGCUGUGAAUGAAGAUGGUAUCAGCGUACUGGAUUAUAACACUAUGCACCUGAAGUUCUCUUACUCAUACUCUUCCGUGCUGACCUUUGGAGGCUGUCGAGAUGACUUCAUGAUUGUAGUCAGUCAAAUAAAAGAAAGGAGUUCUGGAAAAAACAGCACAGAAAAACUCCUUUUCACAAUGGCAAUUCCAAAGAUUGUUGAAGCAACACUUCUUAUUGCCACCUAUAUUAACUCCCGGUUGACAACUCCGCUCCUACCCUCCGCACAGCCCUCCCGCAGCACAACACCUGCCAACAGGCUCUGGGAGACUGAAAGUCGGUGUUUUUUCCCUUCCAUGCCCCGAAGCACUAAGGGGCCCACCCUGCUCUGAGGGCUCAUUCCUAUUUGGGAAUUUUUUAUUUGUGGGGUUGCAGUUCGCUGUUGCUUUCCCCACUGCUCUGUACCAAAUUGCAGACUGCUACAAUUUUGCCACUUAACACACCUUCUUUUAAUGAGGGCCCUGGUUCUUUUUGCUGCAAGUAUUCUUCCAUCUCCCGAGCUUACAGCUUUGUUUACAAGCACACGCUUUCUUUAAUCCUUCCCAUUUUCAGCUUUGCACCUGCUUUUAAAUCACUGCACUGCACCCUACAUCUGGAACUCAGCCUAGUUUUUCAACUCCUACUGAUUUCUUGUCCUCAUCAGUCCCUUUUGAUUAUUCCCAUUAUUUCCAAUAAUCUUCUGUUUACAUCAAUCACUGACUCGCUCACUCUUUACCUGAAACAGACUGCAGCCUCUGCAGGGCAGGUUUGAGUGGUGCGUAAGCUUGAAUUUGACAGAAGUGGACUGAGCACACAGUCUCAAUAAAAUUAGACAGGUGGUUCUGGAUACUGUGCCACAAGCCAAGUAUAAGGAUGCAUCCUGCUGAACACUGCCUGCAUAAGGAGCAGCAUAUCACUUCCUCAUAAACUAGAUAGACACUGACAGGCUAUUACCAGAGUGUAAAGAUUAAUAUGAUGUAGUUUGAUCAAAUAGUUUAGACAUAGCUUCAGCUCUGUGCUCUGGUUAUGAAUAGCCAUUGUAUUAAAGUUUUGACCUGUGUUUAAAUUCACUGCUGCUACUCUUGCUAUCAAGAUAGUCCUUUUGAAGAGACUAAGAUAGUUUUUUGUACUUUUGCCACUGAUUAACACAAAAAAGAUAAAUUUAUUUUUUUCCUAAAGCUGCACUGAUUCCUCCCUAAAACUGUUUCCAAAAUUCUAAGACAGAAACUUUCCAAGUCUCUGCCCCAGACACGAAAGAAAAAGAGAUACUGCUGUUGAAAGGGAAUGGGAACUGAACUGACAAGAAGACUUCUGAUGCCAUGUCAGGGGUGAUUUUUAAGACCUGGAAUAGGGAGUAUAGAAUAAGAAUUCAGCGGUACACGAGAAUCUUUUCAACUUUAAUUUUAUGAAGGUUAAAACCUGAUGUCCUUCCACGUUGAGGACUCAGAACAGCUGGGAUUGGACCAGUGUCAGACAAUGCCCUGACUCCUGCAGAAUGGAUGGCUUUUGACACUUGAUGCUGCUCUAUACAACUGAUGAACAUCGGAUCUCUGCUGCAGGGCUGGAAGUGUCACAUGCCCCACA
Molecule: messenger RNA, 5643 nt
Organism: Meleagris gallopavo (turkey)
Lineage: Eukaryota; Metazoa; Chordata; Aves; Galliformes; Phasianidae
Source: RefSeq, a predicted model, not a curated record